AUGUCAAGUGGUAGUUAUCGCCUGGAAUCUUUCCGGCCGUGGAAUCCUUUUCAGGACAAAACGCAACCCCACCGAGAUUCUCUCGAUAUUCAUCGCUACCCAAGUCCAGUCUCGAUCACAGCCACCUCGCCUCCCUCCAACUCUAGCGACCCAGCCUCAAGGAGUCCAAAAGUUCAUUCUCACAAACCCGAGCGGCACCCCCUUCCUGCCCGUCCGCCGGUGGAGGUUUGCUUGAAUGAUAGUCUGCCGCAGGAGACAAACACUAUGCACCUGUCUUCAGCGGAGGAUCAGGCUUGCAUCAAUUCCGGAACUGAGGUGUUUGCUUUCGAGGAUAUCCUGCAAUUGCAAGAUUUACCAAGUUCUGGAGAUGGGGAAUAUUCGAUGAGCGGUGGUGAUCUAGGCCUGGAGUCUCAGUACCCACUCAGCUGCGAAUCGGGCGAUCGGGAGCUCGCUUUCACUUCUGGUCAGCACUCGCAAGUUGGCAAUGCUGGAAGCCCUGUUCUCACUGGAGAGUGUUACGAUUCAACAAUUGACCCAGCAAUCCUGGAUGAUCGCCAUUUCCGAGAUGUUGAGCAGACCCCGGCAACAAAAGCCAGUUAUAGCGUUGUUAAGCCUUCUUGCCCCUCGGAUAAAAUUGCCCACACUCACGGCAUGCGGCAAGACUCGCAGAGAGCGAUGAAAUCUGGGCGGCAGCGGUCCAAAGUCAACAAGGUUUCUGUCGUCGUGGACAAUCAUACAAUGAAUAUAUUAUCAUUGAUUGAUAUGAUUGUUGAGAUAUGA
Penicillium psychrosexuale is the source of this 780-nucleotide messenger RNA. RefSeq lists its product as uncharacterized. The record is from RefSeq and is a predicted model, not a curated record. The transcript has a single exon. Lineage: Eukaryota; Fungi; Ascomycota; Eurotiomycetes; Eurotiales; Aspergillaceae. Bases 1 to 780 code for a protein of 259 amino acids.